GUAAGUCGGUUUGGAUAAAAGCGUCAGCUAAAUGUAAUGUAAUGUAAUGUAUAUUGUACAGUUCAACGUCACUCCACAUCCGGGUAACCUGCAGGAAUGCAGCAGGUAGUGUGGAUGAAUACCUGAGCAGGGCGGAGCUUCGCUGGCCCUGACAGACACCAGACCGACCUUUGAGCCCGGCAGAGGAAGAGAGACGGGAGGCGCGUGAAGUCACGUAAACGCCGCCAUGGCCACAGACUUCACUCAGGACACGCUGCUGCAUUUCCUCCAGAGCUGCGGAGGCUCGGUGAAAAACUCCGACCUGCUGCUGCACUUCAGGAACUUCAUCCGGGACCACGCAGACCGCAACCGCAACCGGGAGCUCUUCAAAAAGUUCGUCAACUCCGUGGCCACCGUCAGACAGGUCGACGGCGUCUCUUAUGUCUUUCUCAGGAAGAAGUUCAAAGGACAUGUCCCCGGUGGGGGCGGCGGGGGACGGGGCUCUGCCGAGCCGCGUCCGAGUCGAGUUCCCACUGGGAAGAACGCCGAGCCCUCCCCGGAGACCGGCGUCCUGAGCCCCGCGGGGAACGCGGCGAAACCUCUGCAGAAACCGCAGCGGAGGGAGGGGACGACACCCGCCCCGCCCGGAGAAACAACCAGAACAACCAUCCUACCCGUGGCUGGGCUCGUGCUCAACAACAACAACUAUGGGGCGACCAAUUUGAACCUGAAACCGCGACAGGUAAUCGGUCCAAAAGAACCUCCCGGUAGACCGGUGGCAGCAGCUCAGGUGGUGAGUCACGUCUCAAAGAAGACGCAUGUGAAGAGCCCCAGACCGCCUGAGCCCCCUGACCCAGACCAGUGCCCUCGAGGGGGUCAGCACAGGGUGGGUUUUGGUCUGCCCCCGGGGGACACACCUGUAGUGGCAGCAGUCAGUCACUAUGGAGAUAUCAGACAGCAGGUCCCGGUCCCCGAAGCCCCCAGAGGGAGGGAGGCCUGUCUGCAGCCUGAGGGAGCUCUUCAUCAGGGGCCUCCUCUUCAUCACUUCAUCAGUCUUGAGCCGCAGGAUGCCCCACGGCGCAUCAGGCACAGGCCGAGCUACAAAUCUGCCGUCUCUUAUGAUGAAGACCGGGAGGAAGAAGGGGAGGAGGUCCAGAUGAGGCCGGAUUCAGCAGGAGGAGCGUGGUCCCCGAGCACUCUCGGAGACUUGGGGCGGGCCUUCUCUGCCUCCUCGCCGUGCAUUGUAGAUCCGAAUGUACCCUCUGUCGUCUCACCCCCCUCCUCCUCUUCAUCAGAAAGGCAGAUCCAGAAGAUUUUCCUUCAGGAUGCGGAAACGAUGCCCCCUGGUGGGCCGGGCCAGUGCUCGCAGUCAGUGGCGGGGCUGAGAGGACGAUGGGCUGGGCCAGGAAUGGAACCCGGGUUGGUUCCAGCGGAGUCCACCAGGCGUAGCCUUCCCUUAGAGGCAGAGCAUUACGGUGCGUCGGCGGUGCCUCGUGAUGAUGUCCACGCAGACCGCCGGUACUCGCAUCCUGCAGGUGUCCAAUCGGAUCCCAGUCACGGGCUGAAUCCAGGCCAGGGGGCGUGGCUGUCAUCUAGCGCAGGCCUCUCCAGCAGUGAGCGGCUUGGCUCCCCCAGAGGACCGGGACAGAAUAGCAGCUAUGAAGAUCCACAAGCCAUAGCCGGUGUGACUGGGGGCGAGUCUCAAAUCCAUGAAGCCAUCCAGCGAGCCCAAAGGAAGAAGUCUGAGUUGGGGAAGCAUCAUGACGAUGGUAACCACCCCACAGGUCGUCUACAAGACGACCAGGAGGCCACAGCUCAUUUGCCACCAUUCCAUCACUCCUCGGACCAUCUCCAUGACGACCAGUACUCCACAGCCCGAGAAUGGCUCCUCUCCACAGGUGAUCUCCACGACCGGGAGGAGGUGGAGUCGAGCGAGGGCUCCAACUCUUCGCUGCCGCGGCCGCGCCCGGCCACAGCCAGGCGGCUCAGCAGCCAUUUGAGGAGCCGAAUGUGCCGCAGCCUGGGAGCUGACCUCGACCAGCUCCUCCAGGAGGAGGCGAGGGCCGGUGGAGGAAGCGAGGCGGCCCGGCUGAACCGCCUCCACCUGAUCUCCUCGUCGCUCAGCUUGCGCUACGACCUAUCGUCGUCCUCGCUGUCGUCCUGCUCCACGCCGCCUCGCUGCCACAGCCUCGCCGACCUGGACGAGGGGGCGGAAGGGAGACCGGGGAGGAGGAGGAGCUCUCCUACCGCCGCCGCCUCCUCUCCCACCUCCCCCUCUGCGCAACACGAAGGCUCCAGUCGACAGUCCCUGGUUCCUCUGGAGCCCAGGGAGCAUGCCUGGCUGGUAAAGGGGGCGUCGGGGGCCUGGCCCGACAUCUACACGCUGUUCAGAGAGGACUCGUCCCUGCUCAACAGGCAAGACUUCAUCUCUGGCUUUACCGUGCUGCACUGGAUCGCCAAACACGGCGACCACCGAGUCCUCAACACCUUAUGGUACGGAGUUCAAAAAGCUGGUUUGACGUUCGACAUGAACGCCAAGUCGACAUGCGGCCACACGCCUCUCCACAUCGCCGCCAUCCACGCCAACAAUAACAUAACACGGUUGCUGGUGACCAAGUUCAACGCGGACGUGAAGCUGAGGGACACGGCAGGAAAGAAGCCCUGGCAGUACCUGAGCCACGCCGCGCCCCCAGAUGUCUUCCAGCUGCUGGGAGCUCCAUCACGUCCUGCCGGCGGAGGGCAGGGAGGAGGCAGGACAGAGGCCCCCGGCUUUGAACAGGGCCAGACGCCUCGCCAGCAGCAGCAGCACCGCCGCCGCCGGCAUCACCUCUCCUUCGCUUCCUCGGGGGAGAAGCAACCGACCAUGACGGGCACGACGAGGGUCAAGAGGUCGUCAUCUAUCGCUGCGUUCCUCAAACACAAAUCGCUGCACCGGUUCCACGGACACCAGUCUGACUCUUCAAUUUAACACUCAACCGAUGGAUUCUUUCUGAAACUUGAUUUGUUUGCCGACUGCUCGACUGAACAACAGAUUGCUGUCCACUGGCCACAACCUUUUCAACUUGAGUUGGGAAUAACUCCAGCACGUCGUGUUCCACUGAGAGAGACUUGAUUGUUAACUAAGGGUGCAUGUACAACUGUAGUCUGGGUCCAAGGGGAAUAUAAUGUAUCGUUGCCUUAUUAAGAACACUGAGGAGUAUACACACACAACUGCAGUUGUUACUGCUUUUGAUCAGGGUCACCGUGGUUACCCAAUGGUUUGGCUAAAUGUAAACAACCAUUCUAAGAAGUCUAGCAUUUGAGUUUUGUAAGUUUGAUUGACCGCUUUCACUCCACCAUGCGGGCAAACACAAGACAGCCAAAGUAAAGCUAGCAUCGGCUCAUCUCAACGAGACACCUUCAGUGAACGGUAGUGGAUGGAAACAAGCAUUCAUUUCCCAAUUUGUAUUUGCACAUUUUUCUAAAAAUUCUGUUAAAAUGGAAAUCUUUUAGAUGGAAACCUGGCUACAGAGACCAGGGUCCAUGUUCUGAUCCACCCAUGGCACCUUGAUCAAUCGACAUGCUACGUGCACGGUACAGUAGACAGAACCAUUCGCCACUUGCUGUGAACACCUGGAACCGGAUCGGCAGGAUCUGCCACAUUUGCUUCGCUGUGGACUUUUCAAGUUUGAGCAUGUUUCUUGAUCUGUAAUGAAACUAAAACUCAUCCCUGAGUUUAACAGAGCAAGUUUCGCUGAACAUUUUGGCACCUUCGUCAUGUAAACCUUUUGUUCUCGGUACUUUGUUAUGCUCAGUUCCUGCGGUGGAUUAACAGAGCCGACACAUUGUCCGAAGCUUUAUUUAAAAAACAGAACUGGAUCCAUACCUUUCAGCCCAAAAGUCUUUAGCUCAGUCCGAAUAGCUGCAACAACAGGGAGCACUAGUUUCUGCACCUGAGCAUUCGGUUUCACGGGAUACAAAUGCCCAAGGAAAGAUUGUUUGAGGGGUUUUGUAAGGACUUGUGGAUCGUCUGUCGGAAGGUGUGAUUCACUUAAAGGCUUAUUUUUAGGAUUCAAAGAUCAUACCACAGCUUUAAAAGAACACAAGUUUUGCCCACAUCUAACCUUUUGUUAAUGUGUAUUCUUUAAACUUUUCCCAAAUCAUCCAUUGGCGUUUAGCUGGGUUUUCUUCCUUCCAUGCAGCCUUUAGUGUCAGUUUGUUUCUCUGAAACGUAACUGGCAGUGACAUAAGAUUUGGGCGAAGACCACGAAGAUCCACGAAGACCUGGUCCAUCGAAUCACUCUGCAAUAGGGCCCUACUUGUUCAUAAAGCUUCACUAUUUUACUGGUUUUAAGUUGGUGGUGGAAUUUUCUUUCUAAUUUUCUUUUUAAAGGUAAUUUAAAAUAAUGUUUUUGUUGUUGCAUAGAUUGUGUUAAUUAACUGUGGUCAUGUAAAUUUUCUCAUCCGUGUCCCAAAAUGUCCCAAAAAGUUCCCAAAAAAACAGUUCUUUCAAUUCGGUGAGUGAGAACACCUGGACGAGCGACGAGAAAGGAAGCCGAGUCGCAACAAAGCGCAGUGGUCCUCUACUCCCUCUACUUCCUGCACCCGUGGUCCUCUACUUCCUGCACCCGUGGUCCUCUACUUCCUCUACUUCCUGAGCCCGUGGCCCGUGAUGGAGUUGUAUUCAUACAGGAGUUGUAGUUUUCAAACGUGUGUUCUCGCUGCCAGGAUGAAGCUGCUGUCUUUUGCUUUGUAAAUGAUUGUGGUCUGAUGUUAACUGUAAUUGGGUGUUUUUCGUACAGUAUUUUUUUAUCCCAACUGGUCUACGUUUGUGCACUGAGUAUUAAAUAUGUUGCACAGUU
Messenger RNA from Cyclopterus lumpus (lumpfish), 4820 nucleotides. RefSeq names its product ankyrin repeat domain-containing protein SOWAHB-like. NCBI's taxonomy places the organism in Eukaryota, Metazoa, Chordata, Actinopteri, Perciformes, Cyclopteridae. The record is from RefSeq and is a predicted model, not a curated record. The transcript is spliced from 5 exons. Gene Ontology annotation, molecular function: protein binding. Bases 227 to 2947 code for a protein of 906 amino acids.